ACUCUCUCUCUCUUUCUCUUUAUUCCCUCAAGCUUGCACUUGAGGCAUUCCGCGAUUCUCAAAGUAUCCGUUACGACACCAGUAAGGUAUUACUCGGGUAAUAUCUGAAAUGGUGUCGCAAGAAAUACGGUUCUGCCGGUCACAAAAUCGUGCAGUCGGGCGUUCGCGUGACCUUGACGUACCCGUUACUCGAGCCACAAAUUCCGUGUCGCGUUUCGGUGUGGCUAUGAGUCGUACGCGACAAGAUAUCCUCCGACGCGUACCGAAAAGGUGACGUUCCGCGCGCGUCGACAUCCUCGGCGAUGUCCCGGUAUACCGAAAAGCUCCGCGGCGGCGGCGGUGGCGGCGGCGCGUACACGGAAUUUUCUCGUCUGUGUGUACGAUCGGUGUAACAUUGACGAGAUCGGUCGUCUUAUCGUGUAUCGUAAUCGGCUACGUGAGUGCCGUCCGGCCGGUACGGCAUUACCCGGGUAAUGCUCGAGAUAAACUUCGCAUCUCACGCGUAUUCGGUUCGGUAAGAGAAAAAACCGCGAAACAACUUGGACACGACUACUGACUCGGUUAUCGCGUGCACUCGACGCCUUCGAAAGGCGAUCUCUGAAUUUGGUUCGACUCAUUGAAAGUCCACGCGACCAACAUUUAUGGAUCGUGGAUCGAAGCGUACUGCAAUUCUGGACAUGCGGAGAUGUGGCGAUGGCCAGUCGACCCAAAGGACGAGUGGUACUGGUUCUUCUAGAGGUUUCAUGGCGAUUAAUUCAACGUAUUAUCAUCUUUAUGGCCGUUCUGUCAUGUUUUGAGAAUUAACGUGUUCACUGCUCUCGCAGGAGUUCGGAUCACCAGUUUUCGCUCCUCCAGUGUCUUCCAUUUUAUCACUUCUGUAAGGAAUGUCACGGGACUAUGAUAGACGAAGAGGAGGCAGCGGUAGUGGUAGCAGCUCUAGUAAGUUACGGAUGGAUACCAAUGUAUCACAACCUAGACCACAUGGUGAAAAUUCUGGGAAGAGGAGAGAAUUAGAUAGUGUGAUGCGGAAAGCUCGUGAGUCUCAAUCAAGUUAUUGGAAUAAAAAGCUUCUGGAGGUAGAGGAGCGAGACCCAAAUCGUUGGAGGCACAGUGGAUACAAAGAGUUGUAUGUUGGAGGCACAGCAAGUGGAGAACCAAGCAGAGGACAUCCUCGCAGUCCAAGAAGUCCUAGACCUAGGAGUCCCCACAGUCCAAGACCACGCAGUCCUCGAACUAGAAGCCCACGUUCACCACGCGAUAGAUCACAUACCAGAGGAAGACCAGCACGAAGUCCGAGUACAGGCAGUACUUGCUCUGAUAGAUCGUGCAGCGUUUGUUCGCCGAAAGAACGGCGGCGCAUUGCCCAGCCUUCUCGUUCGCGUUCAAGAUCUCUUACGCCAGUUCGAGCGCGAGCACAUCCAAAAGAAAUAGUACCAUCGAGUUCCCGAGUAAUACCAACUCGAACAAGACCACGAUCACCUCCUUUGCCACGUCCACGUACACCCCCACCUACACCACAACCUCCACCGCGUCACCAAAAGGAUUAUAAAACAAUUAAAGAGAAAGAAGCCAAAGUUCGACGCAAAGAAAAACAUCAUACUAGAAUCCCGGAAGAUCCACGUGUCCCAGAUCCAAUACCAUUGAUGCGUAAACCUGUAAAGGUAGAAAAAACACAUACGAGUCAUGGAGCAACUCAAAUGAUUAGGCCUCCACCCGAAUCAUCACCCAGCGAAGACAGCGAUAGUUCUUCCACGACAUCGCAUGUGGGCCCACCCAGAAUGACAUUAUCGGAACGAUUUGGCAAAAUGGCACAAUGGAGUGUAGAUCGUAGAGAUAUGGAGAACAUGCGAAUUACAAAGGAUGGAGAAAACGCGAUGAAGGUUGUAAUAGAGGGCGAAGAAAGAAUUGCAAGACUAGGAUACGAUUCUCCGCCACCAGGUCAUUAUCCUGAAUCAUUAUUAGCGCAAGGGCCAAGAGGUCUUGAAUGUUGGGACGACGUACGCGUUAGAUAUGAUUAUUAUAAAGCGAGAGGAUAUCUCCGAGACCUCACAUUAGACGAUUACAUAAAAUGGGAAGAGUGGUGGUAUAAAUAUCAAGAAUGGUUAGAAGCCGAACGUUUUUAUGAACAGUGGGCCUCUUCAAACCGUCCUAGUGGUGGAAGUCGCAAGAGACGCGGUAGACGUAACAAUGCUGCUCACUGAAACUUCAUAAGCCAGUUACAAAACUAUUCUUGAAUCAUAGACAAUGUCAUCGAUAAUGCAUACUGUAAUAUUUGUUGUGCUUAGAAAAUACUGCAGGUGUGCAAAUGUUCUCUAUACAUACAUGAAUACUAGUAGCGCUUAAAGUUUAUAGUGAACACGAAAUUCAAGGGAAACAAAGCUAAUCAUGGCAUCGCAAAAAAUUAUACGAAAAAUAAUAUCUUCUUCGUUGAGUCCGAAACCUGUUGGUCCGUAC
Molecule: messenger RNA, 2454 nt
Organism: Nomia melanderi (Alkali bee)
Lineage: Eukaryota; Metazoa; Arthropoda; Insecta; Hymenoptera; Halictidae
Source: RefSeq, a predicted model, not a curated record